Ectocarpus sp. CCAP 1310/34 is the source of this 914-nucleotide messenger RNA. Lineage: Eukaryota; Phaeophyceae; Ectocarpales; Ectocarpaceae. The record is from the annotation of a GenBank genome assembly.
GCAAACGGUGCCCCGUCCGAUGUCAUGGUCGUGAGAUCUGACAACGGAGGAGAGUUCUUUGAGGGAGUGUUCAGCAGGGUGUGCCGAAAGUACUGCAACAAACAGGAGUUCACCCCCGCACACAGUCCGGAAUACAACGGUGUAGCUGAGAGAGCACUGGGUCUGAUCAAGGAUGCAGCACUAGCCGCCCGUAUCCAAGCGCCAACUCUUUACCCCGGAGCACCGAACUACCCAUCCCUUUGGGCCGAGGCCAUAGCUUGGUCAUGCAACGCCCUGAACUGCACCUCCACCACAUCCAACCCAGAGAAGAAGUCGCCGUACGAGAUGUGGCACGGGCACCCUCCCCCGCCGGGGGCGACGUACCCGUUCCUCAAACCUGCCGUAUACAAGGUCAAGCGCACACACAAGUCCGAGCCAAAAGCCCAAAAGUGUUUUUACCUCGGCCCGGGAAUCAACACCAACCGUGAUUGCGUGCGCAUCCUCAACGAAAAACGCCGAGCGAUCACAACUCGCAACUUCACCUCGCAACCCGUGCCCGCGGCUUCCGCCGCCCUGCCCCAGUCGCUGCCUCCCAUCGCAGAGGAGGAAGAGGAAUUCGCGACUGAGGAGGACGAGGUUGGGGAGGGCGCGUCGAACCAAGGUGGAGGGAGGGCGGAGAGAGAACCUGUGGAUGGAGGACCAGGUUUCAACCUUGGCACGACGGCAGCCCCAGGGCCCGCGGGGCCGCCCGCGCGCGCAGCGCCGGCGGCACCACCGGCUGCGCCCCAGGAGUCGGGCGCGGGCGACGCUGGCGAUGGCGCCCCCUCGAGCAGGGAGAGCGCGAGCGUCGCCCCAUCUACCACGUCGACCGGCACGGCCGAUGUGGGCGGCGGCGAGGACGACCGCCGCAGCAGCAGCAGCCGCGGUAGCGGCGG